Raphanus sativus (radish) is the source of this 1622-nucleotide messenger RNA. Its product is annotated as protein farnesyltransferase subunit beta. The transcript has 13 exons. The record is from RefSeq and is a predicted model, not a curated record. Gene Ontology annotation, cellular component: protein farnesyltransferase complex. Gene Ontology annotation, molecular function: protein farnesyltransferase activity. Lineage: Eukaryota; Viridiplantae; Streptophyta; Magnoliopsida; Brassicales; Brassicaceae. Gene Ontology annotation, biological process: protein farnesylation. Bases 144 to 1475 code for a protein of 443 amino acids.
AAUUAUUCUCCGGCCAGGUCAAACGUGAGAAUAGUAGCAACUUUUGUGCGUUAGGGUUCCGAUUUGACUGGAGUCAACUCAAUCGGAGACGGAGAGAAAGAAGAUCCGAGCAUCCAAUCACAGCGGGGAAAGGCGGAGGAGUAAUGGAAGAGCUUCCGAGCAUAACCGUGAGUCAGCGCGAGCAGUUUCUGGUGGAGAACGAUGUGUUUGGGAUGUACAGUUACUUUGACACCAGUGACAUCUCUACUCAGAAAUUCAUGGUGGAGAUUCAGCGAGAUAAGCAGCUGGAUUAUCUGAUGAAUGGCUUAAGGCAGCUAAGCCCGUCGUUUUCGUCCUUAGAUGCUAAUCGACCAUGGGUUUGCUACUGGAUCAUUCAUUCAAUUGCUUUGCUUGGGGAGUCUUUGGAUGAUGAGUUAGAAAACAAUACCAUCGACUUUCUUGGACGUUGCCAGGGUUCUGAUGGUGGAUAUGGUGGUGGUCCUGGCCAACUUCCACAUCUUGCAACAAGUUACGCUGCAGUGAAUACACUUGUUACUUUAGGAGGUGACAAAGCCUUUUCUUCAAUUAACAGAGAACAAAUGGCUUGUUUCUUAAGACGAAUGAAGGAUACAAAUGGAGGCUUCAGGAUGCACAAUAUGGGAGAAAUAGAUGUGCGAGCGUGCUACACGGCGAUUUCGAUUGCAAGCAUCCUGAACAUUUUGGAUGAUGAACUCACCCGAGGCUUAGGAGAUUACAUCUUGAGUUGCCAAACUUAUGAAGGUGGCAUUGGAGGGGAACCUGGCUCUGAAGCUCAUGGUGGGUACACCUACUGUGGGUUGGCUACUAUGAUUUUAAUCAGUGAAGUCGACCGCUUGAAUUUGGAUUCAUUAACGAAUUGGGUUGUAUAUCGACAAGGAGUAGAAAUGGGAUUCCAAGGCAGGACGAACAAAUUGGUCGAUGGUUGCUACACCUUUUGGCAGGCAGCCCCUUGUGUUCUACUACAGCGAUUUUUUUCAGCUCAGGAUCUGGUACCUCAUGGAUCAUCACAUAUGUCACAAGGGACAGAUGAAGAUCACGAGGGACAUGCUCAUGAUGAUGAUCCUGAAGACAGUGAUGAAGAUGAUUCUGAUAACGAUAGCGAUGAAGAUUCAGGGAAUGGUCACCAAGUUCAUACAUCUACCUACUACAUUAACAGGAAAAUUCAACCUGUUUUUAAUAGCCUCGGCUUGCAAAGAUAUGUGCUCUUGUGCUCUAAGGAUGCUAAUGGUGGAUUCAGAGAUAAGCUGAGGAAACCCCGUGACUUCUACCACACAUGUUACUGUCUAAGCGGUCUUUCCGUGGCUCAACACGCUUGGUCAAAAGACGAGGACACUCCUCCUUUGACUCGUGACAUUUUGGGUGGCUACGCGAACCACCUUGAACCUGUUCACCUCCUACACAACGUUGUCAUGGAUCGGUACAACGAAGCUAUCGAGUUCUUCCAUAGAGCAGCAUGACCCCUUCUCGUCACAUACGGGAAACUCCUAAAGCCUGAUUGUAUUUGUAUUGAGAGAGUUUCUCGUUCUGUUGUAUGUGUGUGUUUUCAGCAGAAGUUUUACUAAUAUAACCUAUGGAAGAGUACGAUUAAGUUUGUUUUAAAAUAA